CUAAAUACCUUUUCUCAUCAGCAGUUAGAGCAGUUUUGUGACUUCUACCAGUGUCAACCAGGGCACUGGUUAAAGCUUGUAGGAGGAGUUUUAUUUCUGCUCUAGGAGGAAGCAGAGCCCCGGACCUCUGUCUGGACAGUGCUGAUUGGCCCUGUGCUGAUCACAUGCACUCUCCCAAGAAAGAAAAAAAAUAUCUAGCAAUGCACAUCAAACUGAGCAUGUGCAACUUGCCCUCAAGUCUCGGUUCUAUGAGGAGAUGGAUUGGGGACAGUAGAAGAAGGGGAGGAUCAGAGAAGACAGGAUCAAACAUUCUUUUUGCACAAUUCAGAGGCUUAACCCCUUAAGUUCCACAGUAUACCAGGCAUGCUUUACUGCAUAUACAGUACAGACUGAUUUUACUGUUGUGGGUUUAGUAUCACUU
Messenger RNA from Staurois parvus, 421 nucleotides. The record is from the annotation of a GenBank genome assembly. NCBI's taxonomy places the organism in Eukaryota, Metazoa, Chordata, Amphibia, Anura, Ranidae.